Molecule: messenger RNA, 1491 nt
Organism: Cladophialophora yegresii CBS 114405
Lineage: Eukaryota; Fungi; Ascomycota; Eurotiomycetes; Chaetothyriales; Herpotrichiellaceae
Product: NAD-dependent aldehyde dehydrogenase
Exons: 1
Coding region: 1-1491 (496 amino acids)
Molecular function (GO): aldehyde dehydrogenase (NAD+) activity
Source: RefSeq, a predicted model, not a curated record
AUGUCCGAUAUCCCUCACGUCGCCAACUGGAUUAAUGGCGCCCACGCCCCUCCAUCAGAGCACCGCAUCCAAGUCAUCAACCCAGCGUCAGAAACCGUGCUCGCCACCAUCGACGCCACGAUGCGCGAGACCGUCGACGCCAUCCUCGCCCAGUCAGUGCACACAUUCCAGCAGGGUCCCUGGUCACACGCCGACGCCUCGACUCGGUUCGCCGUGCUCUCCCGCGCCGCCACGCUCCUCCGGUCUCGCAUCCCCGAAUUCGUCGACCUCGAGACGCAGCAGACGGGGCGGCCCGUGCGCGAGAUGCGCGCCCAGCUCGCCCGCAUCCCGGAGUGGCUCGAAUAUUUCGCCUCCCUGGCGCGGACGCACGAGGGCCGCGUCCCGCCCUUCAAGGGCCCCGUGGUCAACACCCUCACCCGCCUUCCCCUGGGUGUCGUCGCGCAGAUCACGCCGUGGAACCACCCGCUAUUGAUCGCCACCAAGAAGAUCGCGGCCGCGCUCGCGGCGGGGAACGUCGUCGUCGUGAAACCCUCGGAAAUGGCGCCCCUGUCCGUUCUCCGGCUGGGUCUGCUGUUCCAGGCGGCGGGCCUCCCCGAUGGGACCUUGCAGAUCGUGUGCGGCUACGGGCGCGAGACGGGGAAGUUUCUUUGCGAAAGCCCGCUUUUGGCGAAGAUUGAUUUGACCGGUGGGAUGGCUACGUAUCGCGCCAUUGCGCCCCGGGCCGCGGAACAUAUGAUCCCCGUAACUGCAGAAUUGGGGGGCAAGGCACCCGUGUGUUUGUUCCCGUCGCUGGACGUGGCGCAGGCGGUGAAAGCGGCGUUGUUUGCCAGCUUUAUCGCGAGCGGCCAGACGUGCGUCACGGGCAGUCGACUGCUCGUGCAUGCCGACUUGUAUGACCGGUUUGUCGACCUGUUGGUCAAGCGAGUCAAGGCGCUGCGCGUGGGCGAUCCGACCGACGCGCGCACGCAGAUCGGCGCCGUUAUAUCGCAGGCUGCGGUCGAGCGGUGUGCUGCGUUUGUGGACCGCGCGGUCAAGGAAGGGGGCAACGUCUUCUGCGGUGGUAACCCAACCAAGGUCGAUGGGAAGGGAUUUUUUUUCGAGCCCACGGUCGUCGAGACUCAUGCGGCGUCUGAUCUGUCACGCAACGAGGUCUUUGGUCCUGUCAUCGCGCUUAUCAAGUGUGACUCCGAAGAGCAUAUCAUCAAGAUCGCCAAUGAAAGCUCCUUUGCGCUGGGCGCCUCGGUCUGGACGAACGACUUUGCCCAGGCGCACCGUGUGGCGGAGAAGAUUGAUGCCGGCAUCGUCUGGGUCAAUGGCCAUCACCUCAACGAUCCUUCUUCCCCCUGGGGCGGCUUCAAGGAGAGUGGCAUGGGAAAGGAGAAUGGUGUGGAAGCGUACGAGAGUUACACAAAGGUCAAGAGUACUGUCUUCAAUUAUGGGGUCCAGCCGACGUGGUUUGACGACGAGAUCGAAAACGCUCGCUAUGGGUAG